AUGAAUAUUAUUUCUCUAACAUUAAUAAUAAGUAUUUUCGUCGGCAAAAAUUCGUUGACAACUGCUAAUCGUAGUUAUCUUGUUAAAAGAGAUAACUUCAAUGUAUUUAAAUUCAGUGAAUUUUCAAUAUUCAGAUCAGAACACCAUUUAGCAUAUCGUAUUAAAUCCUCUUAUGCUUUUCGAAGAAAAUUAGAAAUUAUUGAUGUUUCAACGAAUCAGGUUGUUUGUCGGUUGACAAAUAAAAUAAGUUUAACACAGCCUGGAGCAGAUUUUUCAAUUCUUAAUUCGACUUCCGAUGAAUGGAUUACCGGAAAAAUCCUAAGAAAAGCUGGUUUGAAUCAGAAAUAUCGCAUUAAAUGGGAUGGAAAUGAUAUUUUGAUGAAGACAAAAUUCAAUUCACUAAUAACAACAUUUGAACAUGAAUAUCCAAGUGGUAUUUUGGCGAAAUUUAAAAGACCAUUUUUUCCACUUAUAUUCGGAGUUGAAUUUGAUUUACAAAUAUUUUCUAAUGAUCUACCAGAUAUCAUUUAUUUCAUUGGACUUGUUAUGAAAGAUCAAGACAGCAGCGCAGGAUUUAAAGGGUGA
Messenger RNA from Adineta steineri, 585 nucleotides. The record is from the annotation of a GenBank genome assembly. NCBI's taxonomy places the organism in Eukaryota, Metazoa, Rotifera, Eurotatoria, Adinetida, Adinetidae.